CUUUGAGCGUGCUUGGUGUUGCUCGGAUCCGAGUUUCCAAGCGGUUGUUUAUCUUUUUUGCGCCGGGUGGCCGUUUGCUUCGGUCGAUUAGAUGGUGUAAUAGAUUAAACUCUUUAACAUGCCUGUCCACUCGCGAGAGAAGAAAGAACCCAACCACGAAGAUAUGGAGGUGGACUAUCCGGAACAAGACGCUAGCAGCACAGACGAUGAAGAUACUGUAAGCUCAUCUGUCUCUGAAGAUGGAGACACUUCAGAAAUGGACGAUGAGGAUUGUGAAAGGAGGAGACUGGAGUGCCUAGACGAAAUGACAAACCUUGAGAAGCAAUUCACGGAUCUCAAGGAUCAAUUGUAUAAGGAGAGACUGAGUCAAGUUGACUUCAAGCUGCAAGAAGUGAUAGCUGGCAAUGCUCCGGAAUACUUGGAACCUCUGGCUACACUUCAAGAGAACAUGCAGAUCAGGACCAAGGUAGCAGGCAUCUAUCGAGAGCUGUGCCUAGAGUCUGUGCGGAAUAAGUAUGACUGCGAAAUGCAGGCGGCCAGUCAACACUGGGAGAGUGAAAAGCUGCUGCUUUUUGACACCGUUCAAAGUGAACUGGAGGAGAAGAUAAGACGUCUGGAGGAAGACCGUCACAGCAUAGACAUUACCUCAGAGCUAUGGAACGAUGGCCUGCAGUCCAAGAAGAAUAAGAAGAAGGAUCCUCUCACGCCUGGCAAGAAGAAGAAGCCUGUCGUUGUGUCAGGGCCAUAUAUUGUUUACAUGCUGCAAGACUUGGAUAUACUUGAAGACUGGACUGCAAUAAGAAAGGCUAUGGCAUCUAUGGGACCACACAGAGUUAAAGUUGAUGUUCCGACUAAGCCAGAGAAACAUCACCACGUAGCUCGGUCUGAGGACGGCCGUCUGUUCUACAACAACAAGUGGUACACCAGAGGACAGGCCAUCUGCAUCAACAGGAAGGAUGAGUUUCCUACCAGUGCCAUCAUCACCACCAUCAACCAUGACGAGGUGUGGUUCAAGCGACUGGACGGCAGCAAGUCCAAGCUCUACGUCUCCCAGCUGCAGAAGGGCAAAUACACCAUCAAGCACUCCUAGUGGCCCGCCCGGCGCCCUUCUUCGCCCACCCACUCCCCCAUCGGCCCUCUUCCUCGUGGGCCCCGUCCGCCCGCCCGCCCGCUCUGCCGCCCGUCGCCACCCACCAACUCCCCAUCGGCACUCCCUUCCCUCCUUACGAUGAAGGCAGCUUCAUGUGUGGUCUGUUACCAUGGCAACCAAGCCUUUGGCCUCCUCAUUACUCCAUCUUCCUCCUCCUCCUCCUCCUCCUUCUUCUCGGUGUCUCUCUAACCCCUUUUCGUUCUUAAGUGAGCCAUCCACGUCCACAGAAGAUGGGGAAAUCAGGCUUUGGAAGCCUUGUGCUUUGUACGUGAAUACAGGGGGGGGGAGUGCAUGUUCCGUUUAUGAAUUAUGAGAAUGAGUUUUAAUUUUUUACACUGGAACGAUAUUGAGAAGGUUUAAAGAUGUGCUGCUGUAAGAAAAUGUGAUUUUAAGGGGAUGAUGAUUGUGUGUGUGUGUGUGAUUGUG
This is a messenger RNA of Engraulis encrasicolus (European anchovy), 1576 nucleotides long. It is a transcript of the gene brms1lb, whose product is annotated as BRMS1 like transcriptional repressor b. NCBI's taxonomy places the organism in Eukaryota, Metazoa, Chordata, Actinopteri, Clupeiformes, Engraulidae. The record is from RefSeq and is a predicted model, not a curated record. The transcript has 10 exons. Bases 119 to 1090 code for a protein of 323 amino acids. Gene Ontology annotation, molecular function: histone deacetylase binding. Gene Ontology annotation, cellular component: Sin3-type complex. Gene Ontology annotation, biological process: negative regulation of transcription by RNA polymerase II.